AUGUCCUACCCCUCCCCCAAUACCGUUGCUGCCGACCAAGGCGGCCCGUUCUACUCUGCGUCUUCGAGUCAACACCAACCGCAGCAGCAUACCGGCCUCCCAAACCCAGAUGAACUAGAAAUCGCAGCACACUUGUCUUCGCAUGGUCUUGCGACAGCCAUGAGUUCUGGCCCAGGAGGAAACAUGACCGAUAGUCAAGAUAUCAGAAAUCAAGGGCAACCCAUUAUCAACCAUCAGUAUGAGCACGAGCAAGCUCAUACUCCUCAGGGACAACCUAGCCAUGGCUCCGUGGACCAGAUGGGAGGGCAAUAUUCUACACCAGAUGGACCAAUGGCAAGCAGGAAGCGGUCAAAAGUGUCAAGAGCUUGUGACGAAUGCCGGCGCAAAAAGAUAAAAUGCGACGCGUCGGGAGAACCUGGCGAUGAGCAAUGUUCCAGCUGCAAGCGGGUCGGAACAACUUGUCAAUUCAGCAGGGUGCCAAUGAAGAGAGGACCUAGUAAAGGGUAUAUCAAAGAGCUGGCAGACCGAUUGAAUACUCUAGAAGGGGCCAUCCAUGGACAAGCGGGUGAAAUGGUACCGCAGUAUAUGACACACCAAGAAAGCACAAAUCAGCAUCGUCCAUCUGAGGAAUUUUCGCCACCUCCCCAAGGAGAAACCCCGAGGAAGAGGACUUAUUCUGCGGUCUCGGGAGGUGAAUUUGGCUCGCCGUUUAUGGCACAAAGACAAGUAGGUUCUUGGGGUCAACAACAACCGCAAGAACAUUUACGGAAUAUGGUGCACUCGAGUAUACCUUAUGCUCCCUCUCAAACAGCUCCUACCGGACAAAUGUUCAGGGAACCCAAUUAUUCCCCAAAUGGUCUUCAAUCGCAAGCUGUCUGGAGACAACCGCCACCUGAAGUGACACGCCCUCCAAGCAAUACAUAUGAAAAUAUCUUACAGGACCCCAACUACAAUGACCGGAUGUCAGAAUCCAAUGAGGCUAUUUUCGAUGGAUACUACGGGAUUAUACAUCCUACUUAUCCCAUUCUUCCAACAACUAGAACUAAGAUGUUGGCACGACUUGUAGGCUGUCCUGCGACCUUGCGAGAAGCUUUUUAUGAAGCGCUCCACGCUGCUGUCCGCUCUUACCCCUCCUCAAAUGUGUAUAACAACGAACCGCCAAGUCCUCGAAAAGCUUCCCAGCUCGUGACUUUGUCUGAGCGAGAUUCGGUACCGAUUCAAUCAUUUUCAGCAAAAUUAAUUUAUCUCCAAACAAUGCUCUUAUUAGCCACUGAAGCCGAGACACAUCCCCCAUCGUCCGCUGGACAAGAUGGCCGAUCUCGAUCAGUAUGGCUUGGUGGUGCCGUGGGUGUAGCUUAUUCGAUGAAGCUACACCUGCACAAGCCAUUUGAUAAAUUGGCCGAGAGUGAUCCCGACACAGAUGAAAAACUCGGCAGGAAGCUCUGGUGGAGCUUGGUGAUAAUGGAUCGGUGGCAUGCUUCAAGCACAGCUAGUCCAUCACUGAUUCCUGAUAGUAGCGUGGUUGUAUACCCAGAAGACCAGGCUCUAUUGGGAGAUGAUCUCUACCAAUUGGCCCGUCUAUCGAUCAUCUUGGGACAUGCCUCUGAUGUUGCGCUUGCUCCCACAGAUCUUCCUACGCUCAGUAUCACUCGAGACGCAGUAUACGGCACGCUUCUCCGAGGCGAGAUCGAGCGGUUUCGGGAAUCUCUUCCUGCAUCAGUAUUGCAGUCUUCGAAUGCACCCCUUCUGCACAUGUGCUAUUGGCAUUUGCGAAUACUGGUGGGGCUUACUCUCGUCACUAUAGAACCAUUCGACCUCAAGGAAAGCGCAUUGAACAGUCUUGCGCAGCUCGUUAACAAUCCGGGCCUCAUUUCACCAUUAACCUAUCAUUGUACCACCCUGGUUGCAUUAGUUUUCUUAGACUUGAUAGAAUACGAGUCGACACGAGAUGAGGCCGAUGAGGGACUGAGAACCCUCGUGGAGGCUCGAAAAGCACCUUCGACGUGGGAUGCGGCUGUACGGGAAUUAAUCGCCAACCGAAAGCAAGCCGCCACUAACACCGCAGCACCGCCAGUCAAUCUCAGCACAACAGAAAGCAAGCACGCUUCUGUCGCGAGCCAGAGUCUGCAACGUCUUGCUGAUCUGGCCACUGCGACCGAAGAAGGCAGGGAUGUCACCGUCAGCUCUGGUGGCGAGGAGAGAAAGGAAGGAGAGAGCAGAGACAACAGCAAGUCGGGUCCAGCGGGAGCUCGUUUCGAGAGCUUUCACAAGCUUCGAGAGCUCGUCAGGAGUGGAUAUCUGAGCGUUUUCACUGCAGGAGACGCGGGCCGGUAG
This is a messenger RNA of Cadophora gregata, 2334 nucleotides long. RefSeq names its product Glucose-responsive transcription factor (gene RGT1). Gene Ontology annotation, biological process: DNA-templated transcription. Gene Ontology annotation, molecular function: DNA binding; zinc ion binding; DNA-binding transcription factor activity, RNA polymerase II-specific. Gene Ontology annotation, cellular component: nucleus. The transcript has 4 exons. Lineage: Eukaryota; Fungi; Ascomycota; Leotiomycetes; Helotiales; Ploettnerulaceae. The coding region runs from base 1 to 2334 and encodes 777 amino acids. The record is from RefSeq and is a predicted model, not a curated record.